AUGACGAUGCUCUUUGCGUUCAUUUUACUCGUCAAUGCCAUCGUUUCGUCGUCGAUUCUCUUCCAGUGUUCCUCGUCGAAACGACCGCCCCAACAGAGGAAAUCGCACAGAGUAAGCGGCGGGAAAAGAAUACUCACAUUGCCUUUUUCAGUCGAACAAAUCGAGUCGUUCCCGUUCCCGUUCCCGCAAAAGCAGCCGGAGCGGACAAUCUUCCAAGUCCUCCAAGUCCUCCAAAUCCGGCAAAUCCAGUGCCGUCCAACAGAAUUCCUCCAGAGGACGCAGCAAUGUGAGAGCUCUUUGUCUUCUCGAGCAUCGCAAUCAAUUUUCAGAAAAAAGUUCGUGCCGCAAUUCUGGCGGAUCAGCAAGCGGCACAAGCGGCAGUGAAACCGAAGGUUCCGGCGGACUCUCCGUCCGAAAAGUCCGACAAAAUCUCGUACGCGAACGUGCGAGUCAGUCCGCACGAGGUGACAUUCCGUCCGAUCGGAGGCCUCAAAGACGUGCGCGUGCGGAAUUUGACGGGAAAACGGGCGGCGUUCAUGGUGAAAUGCUCGGACAAUCUGCUGUUCAGCAUCAAUCCCGUCUACGGUAUCAUCGAAUCGGACGGCGAGGCUAAAAUCAAUAUUCUGCGCGAGAACGCCGAACCGAAGCAUGACAAGCUGGUGAUUAUCACUACUUCGGUGAGCAAAAAUGUCUCUAAUCUCGAGCCUUUGGUGUUCUUUUUCAGCAAACGGACAAAAGCAAAACGGCCGAGCAGACGUUUGCCGAGAUCUACAACACAAAUUCGCAGAACUACAAUAUCAGUGUGGUGCCGCUGCUCGGACAGUGCUAG
Messenger RNA from Caenorhabditis sp. 36 PRJEB53466, 829 nucleotides. The record is from the annotation of a GenBank genome assembly. Lineage: Eukaryota; Metazoa; Nematoda; Chromadorea; Rhabditida; Rhabditidae.